Messenger RNA from Oncorhynchus gorbuscha (pink salmon), 2587 nucleotides. RefSeq names its product sodium- and chloride-dependent GABA transporter 2-like. The record is from RefSeq and is a predicted model, not a curated record. The coding region runs from base 74 to 1936 and encodes 620 amino acids. The transcript has 15 exons. NCBI's taxonomy places the organism in Eukaryota, Metazoa, Chordata, Actinopteri, Salmoniformes, Salmonidae. Gene Ontology annotation, cellular component: membrane. Gene Ontology annotation, biological process: sodium ion transmembrane transport.
UAAAUACUAAAAUGUGAAUAUCUACAGAUCAAUAUUCACUGACUGAGAGCCAGACUUGAGACACCCCAUAACAAUGAAUGUUCAAGCGGGCCUCUCAAAUGGCAAGAACAGCAGCAGGUUGAAGGACCAGGUCCCUGUCCCUCAGCCCCAGUCAGAGGAGAAGAUGCAGGAGAGGGGCCAAUGGAGCAACAAACUGGAGUUCAUCCUGUCUGUGAUGGGAUCCAUCAUCGGCCUGGGGAACAUGUGGCGCUUUCCUUACCUCUGCUACAAGAACGGAGGAGGUGCAUUUCUCAUCCCCUACCUGAUCUUCCUGUUCACCUGUGGCAUACCUGUGUUCUUCCUGGAGACUGCUCUGGGCCAGUACACCAGCGAGGGAGGCAUCACCUGCUGGAGGAAGAUCAGUCCACUCUUUGAGGGUCUUGGCUAUGGCACCCAGAUCAUUGUGGCUCUGCUGAACUCCUACUACAUUGUGGUUCUGGCUUGGGGAAUCUUCUACCUGUCUUUCUCCUUCUCCUGGGAACUCCCUUGGUCCUCCUGUAACAACACCUGGAAUACAGAAAAUUGCGUGGAGUUUCAGAGGAGGAACGAUUCUGUCAACUUCACCCUGUCCGAAAACUCCACAUCCCCCGUCAUUGAAUUCUGGGAGAGAAGAGCCUUGAGGCUGUCGUCUGGCAUCGACCACAUGGGCUCUCUUAACUGGGACCUGGCCUUCUGUCUGGCCAUCGCCUGGGUCAUGUGUUACUUCUGCAUCUGGAAAGGGGUCAAAUCCACUGGGAAGGUGGUGUACUUCACAGCGACCUUCCCCUACCUGAUGCUAAUAGUUCUGCUGAUUCGUGGCGUCACUUUACCUGGAGCGGACCUAGGGAUCAAGUUCUACCUUUACCCUGACCUGUCAAGACUAGCAGACCCUCAGGUAUGGAUGGAUGCAGGCACCCAGAUCUUCUUCUCCUAUGCAAUCUGUCUAGGCUCCCUCAUAGCAUUGGGGAGUUACAACAAGUACAACAACAACUGCUACAAAGACUGCCUGGCCCUGUGCUUCCUGAACAGUGGGACAAGCUUUGUGGCAGGCUUUGCCAUCUUCUCCAUCCUGGGUUUCAUGGCUUAUGAACAGAAUGUCCCCAUCUCAGAGGUAGCAGAGUCUGGUCCUGGCCUGGCCUUCAUUGCAUACCCUCGUGCUGUGGCCAUGAUGCCGUUUUCUUCACUAUGGGCCGUCUUCUUCUUUAUCAUGAUCAUCCUGCUAGGGUUGGACAGUCAAUUUGUGUGUGUAGAGAGCUUGACAACGGCCAUGGUGGACAUGUAUCCCGAGGUGUUUCGUCGUAAGAACCGCAGGGAGCUCUUUCUGGCUUUAGUGGCCUUCAUCUCCUUCCUCAUGGGCCUGGUCAUGUUGAUGGAGGGUGGGUUAUAUGUAUUCCAGCUGAUGGACUACUAUGCUGCUAGUGGCAUGUGUCUUCUCUUCAUGGCCAUCUUUGAGACGGUCUCCAUCGCAUGGGUCUAUGGUGUCGACCGCUUUUAUGAUAACAUCGAAGACAUGAUUGGCUACCGUCCAGGACCUUACAUUAAAUACUGCUGGCUGUAUGUCACCCCAGCCACAUGCGUUGCAACCUUUGCAUUCUCCCUCAUCAAGUACACCCCUCUGAAGUACAACAAUGAGUAUGUGUACCCCUGGUGGGGCUAUGUGAUAGGCUGGCUCCUGGCUCUUGCCUCCAUGCUCUGCAUCCCUUUCUGGAUGAUCUACAAACUGUCCACCACAGAAGGAACGUUCAGAGAGCGCAUUCACAUCCUCCUCCAGCCCUCUAACGACCUACCCAAAUCCAAGAGAGAACAGGAGAGGAUGCUGGCCACCUUUGACCCCAAGGGCGAGGGAGGCAUGGAGCCAGUAGGGGUACCAAUCAAAGAUGGCUACCUCCCAGUGGGGGUGAAGGACUCAAACUGCUAAUAAGACCCCAGUGACACCAUUGGAGUGACGAAUUCAAUUUAGUCAUUUUGGGAAAUGAACUGAAAUUCCAAUUCAAGAUAAAGUGUAUCAGGCAGCCCGAUAAGCAAUGAGAGAAAGGAACAAUUUUGCUCUGUUACACAACCUAAUGUGCUUUCAGGUAAAAAACAAGUCAACUGUUCAAUUACAAAAGCGUCUUUCUCAUUGUUCAAUGGACUCUGAUCUCCACAUGUAUUUUAUUGUUGGUCUAUUGCCAAGUGAUAGAUUGUUGUUAGGCCUACUGUAUUGUAUUCCAUGUAUUAAAGGAAUCAUCUCACAGGGCACAAUGUCAAUUCAACGUCUUCCGCGUUGGUUAAGCGUAAUUGCAAUGACGUUAUGUGGAAACAACAUUGAUUCAACCACUGUGCUCAGUGGGAGAGUAAAGGAAGCUGUACAUUACAAAUGAGAUGAAUAACUGUUGAUGUUAGAAUGUGGAUCAUUGCUAAAUGAAGAUGUGUUGUGUCAUCUUUGUCAAUUUAACAAGAGCUAACAACGGUUGGGCUUAUAGAAAACGUGUACAAUAUUUUAAUGAUUGAUUUUCUGUGUAACAUGACUACAAAAGACUGUACAAAAUAAAUAUGAAUCUGUAUGUUUUUAAAUAAACAAAAUGUGUAG